AUGGCACAUCGUCGCUCCAAGUUCCGCAUUGAGCUCCCUGGUAACCCAGUUCUCGACGAUGGCAAGUCUGACAACCAGAACCACGCGAUCAUCUUCUAUUGUGGUGAAUACCUGCAGCUCAUCGAUGCCAACCCGGACAACUACUUGGAGGAGUGUCUGAAGAUCCGCAAUGUGCUUGGCGAGUUCGAAGAGUACGCCGUCUCCUGCCAGAGCCUUUACGCUCAGUGGGGUCACAAGGAAUUCAAGAAGAACCCCGUCACUUUUGUUGGUGCGCAUGAGUACAUCUUCUCCAAGAACAUCGGUAUCCUGGAUGAUUUGGCGGCUGGCAAGGAACAGACAUUUGGUACGCUCACGGCACGCUCACUGGCAUGGAUUGGAGCCAAGCUUCACUAUGGCCACCCCGAUUUCCUCAACGCGAUAGACAUGAACACGCGCGGUGGUGUCUCCAAGGCGCAGAAGGGUCUGCACUUGAACGAGGAUAUCUAUGCUGGUAUGACCGCGUUUGGCCGCGGUGGACGAAUUAAACAUAUGGAGUACUAUCAGUGCGGAAAAGGUCGCGACCUUGGCUUCAGCACCAUUCUGAACUUUCAGACGAAGAUCGGUACCGGUAUGGGCGAACAGAUGCUCAGUCGCGAGUACUACUACCUCGGGACUCAGCUCUCUAUCGACCGCUUCCUCACGUUCUACUACGGCCACCCCGGUUUCCACAUCCAUAACAUGCUCAUCAUCCUCUCGGUGCAGACAUCAGGAAAAACCUCCCGAGGUAAUAAUCUCAGAUUCUGCAUAAUGCCGGCAACAUCAGCCAAUUUCUGCCUAACGGUAAAUAAUCGUGCUUAUUCUGCCUCAUUCUGGUGA
Sparassis crispa is the source of this 855-nucleotide messenger RNA. RefSeq lists its product as hypothetical. Bases 1 to 855 code for a protein of 284 amino acids. The record is from RefSeq and is a predicted model, not a curated record. Gene Ontology annotation, biological process: (1->3)-beta-D-glucan biosynthetic process; fungal-type cell wall polysaccharide biosynthetic process. Gene Ontology annotation, cellular component: plasma membrane; 1,3-beta-D-glucan synthase complex. The transcript has a single exon. Gene Ontology annotation, molecular function: 1,3-beta-D-glucan synthase activity. NCBI's taxonomy places the organism in Eukaryota, Fungi, Basidiomycota, Agaricomycetes, Polyporales, Sparassidaceae.